Messenger RNA from Nymphaea colorata (pocket water lily), 1311 nucleotides. RefSeq lists its product as uncharacterized. Lineage: Eukaryota; Viridiplantae; Streptophyta; Magnoliopsida; Nymphaeales; Nymphaeaceae. Bases 110 to 694 code for a protein of 194 amino acids. The transcript has 4 exons. The record is from RefSeq and is a predicted model, not a curated record.
CAAAGAGAGCAGAGGAAAGAGACGAGGGACAGAAGUCGGAGCAGCUGGCCGGUGCUUCGACUUUCAGGGCGAGCAUUUGCAUCACUUUCUCUUUACAAGAUGAAUCCAAAUGAAGGGUAGCGUUCCACGUUGCUGGAGCUUAUUGCGUUUCUCCUCUUCUCCGGAAACCAAACACAUGACGCUGAGGAAGACCCUCGCCCCCAAGUCCCGCUCUCUGCUUUCCUUUUUCUCGUCUUCUUCUUCGUCUCCUCCUCCGACGAUUCGGACGAUUGAAGUCGGCGAUGUUCUGAGGAGAUGGAGGGUGUUCACUCCCGCGGACGUCGACGCCUACUCGAAGGUCAGCCACGACACCAACCCCGUCCACUUCGACGCCGAUCUUGCCCGCCUCUUCGGAUUCCGGGAUCGCGUCGUCCACGGGAUGCUCGUAGCCUCCCUCUUCCCCAACGUCAUCGCUUCUCAUUUCCCUGGGGCAGUAUAUGUCUCGCAGACUCUUCAAUUUAGGUCUCCAGUUUAUGUUGGGGAGAAAGUUGUUGCUGAAGUACAAACAUUACAUCUAAGAGAAAACAGGAAGAGGCACCUAGCAAAAUUUCGGACGAAAUGCCUAAAAGAUGGGAAUCAUGUGGUCAUUGACGGUGAAGCUAUGGCGAUAUUGCCAAGCUUAGAAAUGAGGGAAGUGCAACAAGAGGAGUCAUGAUCAUCAUCUAUCUGGCAAUCAUGUUAUUGACUUCCUGAGUCAGGCUUAAAAUUGUCCUUAGUAUAUGCAUCAAGUAGUCAAGGUUUAGGGUCAUUAUGUGGUAAUUGGUGGAAAUUUGGUCCUUCAUGAGCUUCUUUACAGUCAGACACUGAUCUAGGGAGCAUAGCAGCAUGAGCCCCUUUAUGGGACUUAAUUAGGGGGACCAGGCAACCAUACGGAACUUUGCAAAGUAGAGCAAAUGGGGAUUGCCAGACUCGCCAGUUGAGUUAUUCAUCAGCACCGUUGUUUAUUGAGGAGAGCCAUGGCACCAGUUGGCUGUAACAGAAGGAUCAACAAAUAUAAUGCAGCAUCAUUUUUUCAUGAUUUGGAGCAAGCGAACUCUGACCACCUGAUAUGAAGCUACCCGAAAAAUUCAGAGGUUGUUGUGACCACCUAACAUGAAGCUGCCCGAAAAAUUCAGAGGUUGUUGUGUCCACCUAACGUGAAGCUGCCUGAGAAAUACAGUCGUUGUUGUUUUGUCAGUAGAAGUCAAAGGAAAUCAAUUGUAGUAAUCGGAAAUACUUGAACUCUCUCUCUCUUGAUAUCUUCUAAUUUGAACUUUCAUUUGAUAUCUUCUA